Molecule: messenger RNA, 1708 nt
Organism: Nasonia vitripennis (jewel wasp)
Lineage: Eukaryota; Metazoa; Arthropoda; Insecta; Hymenoptera; Pteromalidae
Gene: CYP6AQ8
Product: cytochrome P450 6AQ8
Exons: 5
Coding region: 87-1625 (512 amino acids)
Molecular function (GO): monooxygenase activity; heme binding; oxidoreductase activity, acting on paired donors, with incorporation or reduction of molecular oxygen
Source: RefSeq, marked validated
AGUUUCAAUCGCGUUAUUACUUUGAUCACAUCUACCAUUUCAAGAAGAGACAAGACUUGCGCUCGCGAGGCUCGAAAUUUCCGAAAAUGGCCUUGUUAACGCAUCACUGGGGCCUCGAUGGCCUGAUACUUCUGUCCUCAUUACUCGUCGGUAUUUACUUGUAUUUCACGAGAAAUUUCAAAUACUGGCAAAAACGAGGAAUAAAACAGGUACCACCAACGGCCUUGUUCGGUAAUAUCGGUGCUCCCCUUCUGGGUCAGAAACCGUUUAUCAAGCUCCUGAGUGAUAUGUACAAGGCCGGAGAAGACGAGCCUUACAUCGGUUACUACGUACUGGACAAGCCUUUUCUGCUACUCCGCGAUCCUGAACUGAUUAAGUACGUCCUGAUCAAGGAUUUCAACAACUUCCCCAAUAGAGUAGCCGCAUCGAGGAAAACAGAUGUCGUCGGAUCGAUGAAUCUUUUCGUGGUAAACAAUCCGGAGUGGAAGUACAUCAGGCAGAAACUGUCGCCGAUAUUUACAUCUGGGAGGCUCAAGAAAAUGUUCGACUUGAUACUGGAAGUCGACAAGGAUUUGGACGUCCAUAUGAAUUCGCUGAAGUUGGAGGGAAGCGGCAGGGACAUUGAAGUCAAAGACAUCUGCUCCAAAUUCACGACAGACAUCAUUGGGUUGACUGCUUAUGGAAUGAAGUUCAAUUCCUUGACAGAUCCCGAUGCCAUGAUACGCAAGGUAGGGAAAGACAUAUUCGGCAGAAGUUAUCGAAGAUAUCUCGAAUUCUUCGCCGUACUACAAGUUCCAACUCUAGUCAAUGUCUUCGGUUUCGAAGUUUUCGGAAAAGCCGCGACAAAGUUUCUCAGGUAUAUUUUUUGGAACGCUAUUAACGAAAGAAUACAGAGUGGCGCCAAACGAGCGGACUUGAUCGAUUUAUUAGUUGGAUUGAAAAAGGAACAGGAGUCUGAUUCGAACCAGAAUUCGUUUAAAUUAGAAGGCGACACUUUGGUAGCCCAAGCUGCAGUAUUCUUCACUGGUGGAUUUGAAACUUCUUCGUCGACCAUGUCGUUUGGCUUAUACGAGUUAGCUAAAAACCCUACUAUACAAGAUAAGUUGCGAAAGGAAAUCCGAGACACUUUGGACGCGAAUAACAAAAAAGUAACUUACGACAUGAUAAUGUCCUCACUGCCGUACUUGGAUAUGGUAAUCAGUGAAGUUUUGAGAAUGUAUCCAAUUCUGCCGUACUUGGAUAGAAACACUGAAGCCGACUACCAACUCCCUGGAACAAAGCUAGUGUUGAAGGCUGGAACUCCGGUGGUUAUUCCAAUGCAGGCUAUGCAUAUGGAUUCCCGUUAUUUCCCCAAACCUGAAAUUUUUGAUCCAGAGCGAUUCUCUCCGGAAAAUAAAAAAAAUAUCUUACCCAAUACCUAUUUCCCGUUUGGUGACGGACCGCGCAUUUGCAUUGGAAUGAGGCUUGGACUUAUGCAGACAAAACUUGGACUCAUACACUUGAUAUCCAAGUACGAAUUUUCGCCCUGCAAGGAUACUUUGAUUCCCAUGGAGUUCGACAAAUACUCGGUCUUUACGACUUCGCGCAAUGACAUAAUACUUAAUGUGAGAAAAUUAAGAGAUUGAGCGCGAAAUUGGUAAAUAGUAGCUAUGUAAAAUGUAUGCACGUAAAAAAAUUAUUGAAAUUACAUGUUUAGAAAUUGUAAAAA